Triplophysa dalaica is the source of this 2501-nucleotide messenger RNA. RefSeq names its product mitochondrial rRNA methyltransferase 1 homolog (S. cerevisiae) (gene mrm1). Lineage: Eukaryota; Metazoa; Chordata; Actinopteri; Cypriniformes; Nemacheilidae. Gene Ontology annotation, molecular function: RNA binding; RNA methyltransferase activity. Gene Ontology annotation, cellular component: mitochondrion. The record is from RefSeq and is a predicted model, not a curated record. The transcript is spliced from 5 exons. Bases 431 to 1621 code for a protein of 396 amino acids. Gene Ontology annotation, biological process: rRNA methylation.
UUAGUAUGUAAUACACACACCACGCUAGAGAACAUUCACGUUGACAACUGCCAAUGAACCGUAAUGAGUCCCAUUUCCUUGGAUAUACGUUGUUUUAGGGUUUGGUUGCUUUGUUUUUUUUAGGUCGUUUUCAUAUCUGCUUGUUUACCGCGCUAAAAUGGAAAUUUAUGCUUUUAUAUUGUUGUUAAUCUGUUGAAGGGCGAGUUAGCUUUAGAGUUAGCAGCAAUAACAAGCAACGUUAGGUGGAAUAUUUUUAGCAAUGCCUUAAUAAAUUCAUAGUAAAUAACGUGUUUGUUUGAAAUACAUUAUUAUAUGAACGCUUGGCUGUGUCUUUGGCAGCAGUUAAUGUAAAACCAACCGAAGCUUAUAGUGUAUACUUUUCAUUUUUGCUAGAAAAUUGUCCUUCUGCGUUUGUACAUUUAUUACAGAUAUGCAGAUGUGUAAAAGAGUAUACCAAGUCUCUAAUCAAGUUAGGAAUAGACAUUGUUUGAUCGGCAUAAAUGAAUUAUAUCUCACAUCUGUGUCUGCCUAUCACUGCACAAGUCAACUUCUUAUGUCAAGAGAUGAUGAAAAGUUGACAAAUAAUCCCUUAAACUCGAAUAAAACCACAAAGUCCUAUGCGAGGUAUAAACCUACUUUUCGUGAUGAUACUAGUAUUCCCAAAAUAACAAAAACACAGAGCAGAAAAUCUCAGGUGGCUCCCGAAGAGAAAACAUCUGUUACAGAGAGGAAAGUGUCUUCUGAGCUUCAGAAUCUGAGGUUUGAGGAUUUCACUGAGUCAGAAACUGGAAAGAUCUUUGGGAUUCAUAAAGACACCGCGGAAAAUAAAGAUGAACAGUUGGAGAUUGUGUUUGGAGUGGCCCCAUGUUUGCUGGCGCUCAUGCAAGAUAGAAGAAGGCCAAGUCGUCUCUUCGUGAAGGAUGAUAAAGGACCCCAGAGAGAUGCGAUCUCGAGGGUCUGUCAGGAGGGCAUCAAGCGUGGUGUGCAGAUCCAGAGAGUCAACAAGAAAACGCUCGACAACAUGUGUGGUGGAAAAGUGCACCAGGGGUUGUGUCUGCUUGGAAGUUCUCUAGGCUUUGUCACAGAGGAGCGACCAAUAAUAUCUCAUCAUGAUCAGGAGAAGAAUCAAGAGACGUUAUGGCUGGUUUUGGACAGAAUACAGGAUCCAAUGAAUCUUGGUGCAAUUUUACGGUCUGCAUAUUUCCUGGGAGUGGAUCGGGUGGUCAGCAGCAUUCAUAACAGCUGUCCAUUGACACCUACAGUGAGCAAAGCCAGUGCUGGUGUGAUGGAGGUCAUGAAAGUGUUUGGCUACAGCAACCUAAAAGAUAUGAUCAAGGUAAAAGCAGAACAAGGCUGGCAGGUUGUUGGCACAGUUGGAUUAGAGGAAGGAAAAUCUGAAGCGGCAGUUGUGCCGGUUUCACAUUUCAAGAUGUCAAGACCUACACUACUGUUAAUGGGUGGGGAGGGAGAAGGUUUGUCUUCUGAACUGCGGCAGCUGUGUGAUGUUCUGCUCACUAUAUCUCCACGCAGAGACCUGCAGCCUGGAGUGGAAUCACUUAAUGUGUCUGUAGCCACAGGCAUCCUGUUGCACUCUCUUCUGUCCACCCGCACACUAAGGUGACGAUGAUGGCGGCAGGACUGCAGCAUUAUUUACUCGGACGUCUCUCAUUAGCUCGCUACAGUGAUUAAUGACUGGAUUACUUCAUCAAUUAACAGUCUGAGAGUCUGGAGAGCCCCAUUGAUCAGAUAAAGAGAGACUCUACAUGCAUUCUGCCCCUUGACUGCCCUAUGUGACCGACUUGUUUAAGGCAAGACCUGCUCUGUUCUGGGUCUUUGUGAGCUCAGGGUGUAACAUUUUUCAAAAUAAAACUUAUAUAUAAACGUAUGCAUUUAUUCAUUGUUUUUUGCAUUCAAUCAAUUAUUUUAAAGUAAAUCUCAUCAGUAUUAUUUUUUUAAAGGUUUUUUAAAGGUUAUGGUGUGUUCUUUUAAAAUAAUAACUGUAUAAGGAUAAUUAAGAAAAAAGCUUAUAUAAGUAUACAAAUCCUUAAAUAUUGGAUGUUUCAUUCGAGAGGUAUUAUCUUCAGUAUAAUCUUUUCUGAAACCAAUUCGAUAAGAAAAUACUUCUGUAAACAGUCAUCAGUAGUACUAAGACUGGUUCAGCAGGUGGCACUACAUAUAUAUUAGUAGGCCUAUGGCUUUACACUAUACUUGAGUAUUGAGUUUUCCCUCUCUGAAUCAAGCUAUAAGCUUAGGGUUUGGCCACAGAAUACUCAAGCUAGACCUGCUCCAUUGGGAUGCAUUUAUGUAAAAUUCACUUUAUCAGUAUCUGACAUUUUGGUUUCCCAUCCCUGCUUUACAAUUAUACUACAAUGUUCUUGAUUGGCAUGUCAGCAGGGAGCAAGACUGGACGAUUAAGCUUCUAAUACUGUAGACAAUUUCGUUUUUGUCAUAGCUGCAGGGGAGAAUGAGAUAUAAGAUGAGUUAGUCUGAUUUAAUGAAGC